AUGGAGCGGAGUCCGAAUGACAGGGCUGCCACAGCGGAGAUGACGACGUCUCUGGACACAGAUUUUUCAGUAUCUACAUAUGACGUCACAUCAAGAAGUAUAUAUGUUAAAUGGACAAAAGUUGCCGGUGCCACAUCCUAUGGAAUCACUGCAUCCCCUUUCACGUCGGCAGCACAGUCUGCAUUUGCUGUUUUUAAUCCGGGCACCAUUAUAGGAACGGUAAACACUUUACUUCCUAACACUAACUACACAGUAAUGGUAGAAGCCAUGGACCAAGAUGGCAACACUCUGGCUCAGGCUCAGACUCUCCAGCUGACAGCUCCAGAAGUUCCGGUUAUUGAACAGGCAUAUUCCAAGCUGAGUAAUAGUAUUACAGUGGAAUGGGCCGAGGUGUCGGGGGCUACAGGUUACCAGGUCAUCGCUCAGGAUGGACAGUCCUUCUUUGACUCUUUUGUAACCAGUUCCCCGGGAACCGUCACCGGUUUGCAAGCUGCUACAUCCUACAAAAUCACCGUGAGAUCCAUCAACUCAGCUGGAAAGAGUCAACCUUCUCCUCCUAAGUGGGCAACAACAGUGCUGGAGGCUCCCUCGGUCACCGUGGACUCUCCGACCAGUGACUCUAUCAGCGUUAGCUGGACUUCGGUACCGUCAUCGGUUCUGUACUCGGUUUCUGUGAUGAGAUCAGAUGGAUCUGGUACCAGAUGGAACCAAAACACCACAGCGCUAUCACUUAACUUCACCUCCUUGGAUCCGGGCAGUACCUAUACUAUUAAAGUCCAUGCAUGGGAUGCCAAUGGGAUUCCAGGAGACGAUAUCACCUACAACCAGAUAACACGUCCUUCUGCUCCAUCGGAUGUUCAGAUAACAUUUAACAGUGGAGCAUUAGAGGCCACGUUCUACGUAUCUGGAGCUGAUGCCACGACCAACUAUACAAUGUUACUUUACAGUGGAGCCACCUCAGAGGCCAGUGCUAACUGCACCAUGUCAGUGUCUCCCUGUACAAUCUCUUCGCUGCAUUGUGGGAUCGAGUAUAACGUGUCUCUGUUAGCGACCAAUGAAGCCGGAUCUACUCCAUCUGCAAAGACCUGGAGUCUUAUGUCAGUUCCAUGUGCACCAAGUGGAAUCUCUGUCGUGGAAGAAAACCCUGGCAACCUCACAGUGUCGUGGGCCAGUGGAACCCUCUCCGAGUAUUAUGUUGUAUUUGUAAAGAGUGACGACGGCUUUGAGGUUCACUGCAACACCACCCAGUCACCGUGUUACUUUCCCGCUGAGUGUGGAUUCAUCUACUUCAUGAGCGUCUUUGCAUAUAAUAAAGCAGGGCAAAGCCCUCUGGGUGAGCUUCUCAAUUACACCACAGCCCCUUGCUGUCCCAGUGACUUCAGCACAGCGUACGUGUCGAGUGAUACCCUGGAGAUUGUCUGGUCUGCCGUGAGAGGUGCAGAAAUGUACGAGACGAAGGCUGACGACGGGACCAACGUAAUCCUCUGUAAUGACACCGCUACAGUCUGUGCCCUGUCUGGUCUGCAGUGUAACACACAGUACAAUGUCACAGUGUUUUCCUACAGUGAGAACAGAGGCAGCAACACCUCAUGCUCAUCGAAAUACAUGAAGACAGGUCCCUGUAGUCCCGAAAUCACCAAUAUCACAAACAUUGAUGCAAGCUCGUAUAUGAUUCGUUGGGACUCCAGUAACUAUAAUGCCGUGUACGCCGUGACUGUCCGAGGACAGAAUAGAUUGUGGAAUUGUACCAGCUCGGGCUCUUCUUGUAUAUUGGAAAGCCUUCCGUGUGGGUCCAUGUUUAUGGUCAGUGCAGUGGCGUAUACAUCUGAAGGAAUGAGUCUGCCCGGUUACAGCGUGCCCUUGGAAACAGCUCCUUGCUGUCCAACAAACCUCAGUGUUGUCCAGGUCACACAGUCCGUGACCAAUGUGAGCUGGUCCGCCGCCACCGGAGCAAAGACGUACACUACCGUGCUGGAGUCACCAAAGGGACAGGCCAAAUGCCACACCCAGGAGGAGCACUGCCUGCUGGGAUGCAUUACAUGUGGGACAAGCUACUCGGUAUCCCUGGAAGCAGUCAGUGAGACCGGCCUGGGGACACAGUGUACUUAUCAUGGCUACUCAUCCAGUGCUUGCUGUCCAUCAGGAGUCAAGCUAUAUAGAUUGUCCAACACCGGCAUCAGAGUUUCCUGGCGAACAUCAGCCACUACGGCUAACUACACAGUCAACAUCUAUGGAACAAAGGGGAAUUUUACCUGUAGUCCAAACGGCAGCUUAAGUUACUGUGACGUCACCGAAAUACCGUGUGGCGAUGUGUACACCGUGGUGGUGUCUCCUGUCAGUGAUGAACAUAACCAAAUAUCAUUCUGCCCUCAAAAAAUUUAUUCGGUUACCUGUUCGGGAAGCUCUCUUGGAAUGGUGAUCUAUAGAGGAAAGAGAAGCAUCACAUAAUAGCAAUUCCCCUUAUAGAUCUUCAUAUUAUUCCCUUCGUAGACUUCUUGACAACAAUUCUGGCAUGAACAAAACUGGACGCCCCCAAACAAAUACCUAAAACCAACAGUAUGGAUAAAUGUGCAUCAAAGACACAACAGCAAAUUAAACACUUUGUAACUGUGUAUGAUGUAAUAAUCAAUGGUGACCAGUGGAUAAUGGUGGUCAUAGAUUUUUAUUGGCGUGGCAGGUAUCAUAGAAGAGUCUUGUUCUACUACUGGGAUUCAAUGCAAAAUUGCAGAAGAACCUUUAGGUCCACCAAACAUGGAGAUGACUAUAACCUUCGUACCUCGUAUGGGUAAAUCACAGAUUCCAAUCUAAGCUAUAGAAUUAGUACAUAUAGAACCAUAUCUGACAAACAAAUAUGGUCCAGCCUUUUUUGACAUUUUAAGGAUUGUGAGUUCAUGUAUUUGUUUUUAGCUAUUAUAAUACAUGACUUGGUGGUGGAUAAAAUAAUGGACCAUUACAAUGAACAUGCAGCCCGAUUUCUAGGUAGUGGGUUCUAGAUUAGGAAGAGCUGAGCAGAUAGAUAUUUAGUUUUGUGGGAAAAUAUUUAGCAGAACCUGUAAUAUCCAUGAAAUAUCUGUUCUUGCUAGGCUUAGGAGUCCAGUGGGUCGUCCUACUGUCAUCCACUGAUUAGGACAGCCCAUUGGACCUCUAAGCUCAGAACAGGCAGACAUAUAAAAUGAUUAAAUGACUGGUUACACUGAAUCUUUUCCCACAAAUAUGUAUAUCGAUCUCCUCAGCAUCUCUUUCUAUAUAACAUUUUGCCUGCACAGAAUUUUCAAAGUGACAGGUUCCCUUUUAGGUUCAAUAAAUCUGUAGCCUUAUUUAGAGCACUAUGGUUCACAUUAUUCAUAUGGUUCGUACCACUUAACCCAGAUCCAAACCUAAAAACAUAUCUAGAACGGGCCCUGACUCUCCCUACUGCAUAGAGCGUUAAGUUGGCAUGCGUUCCAUGCAUUGUCUACGAGAUACCUGAGUACAUAUCCAGUGCUCCCAUAGACAAUGCAUGGAGUGCAUGCCAAUCCACCGAUUCCCAUAGUGGGCUCCGUUCUGGAGAUCAUGGAGGUGAAAUACUGACCUGUGAAU
Hyla sarda is the source of this 3579-nucleotide messenger RNA. It is a transcript of the gene FNDC7, whose product is annotated as fibronectin type III domain containing 7. Gene Ontology annotation, molecular function: protein binding. The record is from RefSeq and is a predicted model, not a curated record. The transcript has 14 exons. NCBI's taxonomy places the organism in Eukaryota, Metazoa, Chordata, Amphibia, Anura, Hylidae. The coding region runs from base 1 to 2448 and encodes 815 amino acids.